This is a messenger RNA of Amoebophrya sp. A120, 1306 nucleotides long. The record is from the annotation of a GenBank genome assembly. NCBI's taxonomy places the organism in Eukaryota, Dinophyceae, Syndiniales, Amoebophryaceae.
ACGCGUUCGAACUUCAACUCUUGCUGCAGGGCUUCUGGUAUGCAUUGCAAAAGUAUCGCAAUCGUGCUAGUAUAAAUUGCAUUACAAAUUUUAUCACAAAUUUUUAUUUUUAAUGCUAAUCCAGUUAAAAAGGUAAGUAGGCUUGUCAUGCAGGAUUGCAAUUACAACUACGAGUGCGAUACUUUUGCACAGGAUACCUGGGAUACCUACCUCGAAGGUCCGCCACCAGCUGGCGCGACGCUGGACUUGGUUUUCACUAGGAAGCAGAUUUUUCGCUUUCUUCACCAGCGCCCGGUGGCUCCCGAACUGAAGGUGGAUUUAUUUUUUGACGCAGCGGCAGUCUUCGGAACCGGAAGGGUUGGUGGUGUGCCGGACGUGGAACUCAAACUCUUGUACGGCCGCAUCCUGCAAAACGCCGCCCCGAUGGCGGUCAUGCAGCUCUUCUUCGCUCUCGUUUUGCAGCCGACGCUGGUGAGCAGAACGGAGAAUAAAACAACACUGCGCCAGAUAUUCGGCGCCCUUCUCCAGGGAUAUGGGAUUCUCAAACGGUACACGGAGUCAACUGUUACAUGAUUUGUCUUUGUCACGCGGAAUUACUAUGAUCAUGCCCACACAACUGCACACGAUCAAGCUUCUUGUUGGCAUGAUAACGCGGCAUCCACGCACUAAAAAAGCGCAUCAGAAUUAUCCGGACCUCCAAAUCUGUAUUAUGCAAGGUCUCCUUGACGUUGUUCACUUUUGCUAUUCUGGCGCCGUCACAAGUUCAUGUAAUAAGCAGUUGAAAGCGUAACGCUUGGGAACUCCAUAGGAAUAAAGCGAACCUGUUCGCUCCACACCCACAACUUGCGUUCGCUUUGCGGGCCGAAGGCGAAGCCAGGGCAACGAACAACGAGGAGGCGAGGUUUCAUUUGACCGACCGGAUCCGGACAGCCAUUUUGCCGACGGUGUCGGGUUCUUCUCUGGCAAGCAGCGUGCAGAAGCAUUGGCGUGCGGAAAAAGUGCUUUGGGACGCCGCCACAAGUUGGAAGGCGUUUGUUGCUCACGGUAGGACACAACAGCAAGCAAGAGACCAGCACCAGGGUGGUCGUCUUGGUGGGACAAUGAACACGUUUCCGGGUCAACAGCAACACCAGGAUCUUCAACAAGGUCAGCACGCCUCUGCUGCCACACCGUACAACCAAGGCCAGUCUGCUUUUUACCAUCAGGAAGGCAGCGGACGAGCCCCGCAGCAGCAGCAGCAGCAGGGCCAGAUGUUGUAUCCUCAGCAACACCCAUUGCAGUGGAACCAAAACGACCAAGGGACGAG